Staurois parvus is the source of this 1110-nucleotide messenger RNA. The record is from the annotation of a GenBank genome assembly. Lineage: Eukaryota; Metazoa; Chordata; Amphibia; Anura; Ranidae.
AUGCAGAAAUGGGGAGGAAAGAGAGAGGUGAUGUACACAGCCUUCCGCGCCCUUGGGGACAGUGUGGACUAUGUGCAGGUCUGUGAUUCCGACACUGUGUUGGACCCAGCAUGCACUGCAGAAAUGCUGCGUAUUUUGGAGGAAGACCCAAAAGUGGGUGGAGUUGGAGGAGAUGUACAGAUCUUGAACAAAUAUGAUUCAUGGAUCUCCUUCUUGAGCAGUGUGCGUUAUUGGAUGGCGUUUAAUGUGGAGCGAGCUUGUCAGUCUUACUUUGGCUGUGUGCAGUGCAUUAGCGGCCCACUGGGGAUGUAUCGGAACAGCCUUUUGCAAUAUUUCCUGGAGGACUGGUACCACCAGACCUUCUUAGGACAGAAAUGCAGCUUUGGAGACGACCGACACCUCACCAAUCGCGUGCUUAGCAUGGGUUUUCGGACUAAGUAUACAGCGCGUUCCAAGUGCCUGACAGAGACCCCCACCAAGUACCUGCGUUGGCUUAACCAGCAGACUCGUUGGAGCAAAUCUUAUUUUCGGGAGUGGUUGUACAACGCUUUGUGGUUCCACAAACAUCACCUCUGGAUGACCUACGAAUCUGUGGUGACUGGCUUCUUCCCAUUCUUUCUGGUGGCCACCGUGGUGCAGCUUUUCUACCGUGGCCGCAUUUGGAACAUCAUGCUUUUCCUCCUGACCGUUCAGCUCGUCGGCAUCGUGAAGGCCACUUAUGCGUGCUUCCUUCGUGGCAAUGCCGAAAUGAUCUUCAUGUCUUUGUAUUCUCUUCUGUAUAUGACUAGCCUGCUACCUGCCAAAAUGUUUGCCGUGAUCACCAUCAACAAGUCAGGCUGGGGUACCUCAGGACGGAAAAAGCUUGUAGUUAACUUCAUGGGGAUGGUCCCAGUAUCCGUCUGGUUCUGUGUCCUUCUAGGUGGUCUAGUGUACACAGCCUACUGCCAAAGUCAGGACCCCUUCUCUGAAACGGAACUGCUGUUCCUGGUAACGGGAGCAAUACUGUAUGGCUGUUAUUGGCUAGCACUUCUAAGUUUGUACGUAGCGAUUGUUGCCCGGCGCUGUGGCAAGAAACAGGAGCUUUAUAACCUGGCACUAGCAGAAGUAUGA